CAAGGGAGGCUAACGUUGAUGACUUGGAUUUGCAGUUGUUGCUACCAAAAAAGUUAGGGAAGUCAAGUUUAACAUCGUUUGGGAAGAAAUUUGAUGAUGAGCGGAUAGUUCUGUCAUUGUACUUUACAAAUAAUACUUCAAUAGAUCUAGAAUCUAUCAAGGAGUAGACCUUAGAGCAUAAUUGUUGGUGAAUGCACAUAAAAUAUCGUGCUAGGCCCUCGCCUUAUUUCUGUUUCUGUCUUACCAUCUUGUUUACUAUUGAGCAGUUCAAUUCACAGGGUGUUUGUGGGAGUAACCUGCCUGCUUCGAAGCACGAGCUUGUAAACAUUGUGGUUGAUGAGAAAGACUUAUAGUUAUCCACUUUACAUGCGAGGAAACUAUUUCUGAGACGUAGGAAGCAAGAAAGAUGGCUACGACUUUGUUGGAUACAACCAACUUUCCAAUUUAUGCUAUCAACAUUUUGAGCGAAGAUCACUUUGUGGUUGCUGGAGGAGGAGGUGCAUCAAAAACUGGAAUACCAAACGCAUUUGCAUUUUACAGGAUCUGUAAGGAUGGCAAAAAGCUCAAGGCAGUCAAAAUCCAUCAACAUGAAGCCCACAAACAGGCCAUUAUGAACAUGGAUGUAAAUUUAAAACAUAAAACGUUUGCUGCAGGAAUGGACAACUUUUGUAGAUUGUAUAGGUUUUCUAUAGAAGAUAAGAAGAGAAAGGAAAGUAUAGAAUCAAAAGUUACUGUCAAAGAAUCUGCUUGCCAAGAAACUGCUGUUGGAGGUGAUGAUGAUGAUGCAGAGUAUCAGAAAUGUGUGAGAUUUAGCCUUGAUGGGGAUUUAAUUGCUACAGCUAGCAGCGAAGGGCAAGUGAAAAUUUUGAAGCAUCCAGACCUGUCAGUUGUCCAUGAUAUCAAAGCUCACAAGACAGACAUUGAUGAGAUUGAUUUUCACCCAAAUUCAAAAAAGUUUGUGACAGUUUCACGAGAUGGAACAGCCUAUUUAUGGAAUACAGAUAGUGGGAAGAGAGACAUCCAGCUACAUUUCUCUGCUGGUCAUGAAGACGAAAAUAUCUUCAGAUUUAGGAACUGCAAGUUUUCAUUGAAUAUGGACAAAAAGGAAUCAUACCUUUACACAACUCACGUUCAGGCAAAAUUCACAAAAAAUUCACCCAAGUUGCCAAAUUACCUGGUUUCUUGGGAUAUGAAAAAGUGCAUUCCAAAGAUGUAUGUUGCUAUCAAAAAACACGUCAUCACACAGUUGGCUGUUAGCCCAAAUGGAAGAUACAUUGCUCUUGGCACCGCAGAUGGUUCAAUAUUGGUUUAUAUUGCUUGGAACUUAAAGCUGCUUCGCGAAAUUCCUGAAGUCCACAACAUUUUCGUAACAGGCUUAGCCUUUCUCCCAGAGACGAAAACAAUUUACGAUGAUUUAAAAUUAGAUGUUGCUCUCCUCAGCGUAUCCGUUGACAACACCUGUCACCUGACAACAGUUGCUAGAAGAAGUGAAUAUUCAUUUUCAUUCCUCCUGUUUGCUUUUGUAUCUUUAAUAUGUUUAUUAUUUUUCAUAAUGGCUCACUAUGAUAUUAAUCUAUAGAAUAUGAUUUGGAAAGAAAACUUAGCCGAAGUGAAUAUUAAUGUAUUACGUAGCGCUGUAAUGAAUUAGUAAUUUGGACUAAAAA
Molecule: messenger RNA, 1664 nt
Organism: Rhopilema esculentum
Lineage: Eukaryota; Metazoa; Cnidaria; Scyphozoa; Rhizostomeae; Rhizostomatidae
Product: guanine nucleotide-exchange factor SEC12
Biological process (GO): endoplasmic reticulum to Golgi vesicle-mediated transport
Cellular component (GO): endoplasmic reticulum membrane
Molecular function (GO): protein binding; guanyl-nucleotide exchange factor activity
Source: RefSeq, a predicted model, not a curated record